CAGUUAUGCGCUUUAGUGCACGGGGAUCUGACUCUGACAGCUGCAGGUUCACUCGCAUCACUGCGCGUUCACGCGAACUCUCGAGGAACUCCAGUCAGGACGCGCGAUGCUUUCUGCCGCGAAACCUCAACGCGUUCUGACUCCCAAGUAGAGAGAGGAACCAGCGCGUGCUUCUCACAGACUCCAUGACGAGGAUCGUUCAGCAGAUCUCCGCGGAGCUCGCGAUGUCGGCGGUGUUUGCCGUUCUGUGCGCGCUCCUGGCUCCGGUCACGGCGGAUCCGCGCGCGGUGAACUGCAGCCAGGUGAAAGACGCGUUCAGCGACCUGGGCUACAGUCCUGCACGUGUUCCCACCGAGGAAACAGCAGGUAUCGACUCAACUACAACACUGUCAUCUGCUAACACGCCGCUUAAUACGGGGGACCGGGGCAAGUUGUCACACGGAGACGAUCUGCAGGUUUGCGCUCCUCAGAGAUCCUGCUGUAAUGCAGAAAUGGAGGAGAACUUCGUCCAGAGAAGCUCGCGGGACUUUGAGAAGCUCAUGGACGACACGAGCGAAGAGCUGAGGGACGCGUUUAUGACCGGACAUAAAAGGUUUGAUGAGUUCUUCUUGGAGUUGCUGGAGAGCACCGAGCGCUCUCUGAACGAGAUGUUUCUGCGCACGUACGGCAAGCCCUAUCUGCAGAACGCCGAGGUCUUCCAGGGUCUGUUCGCCGAGCUGAAGCGAUACUACACAGGCGGCAACGUCAAUCUGGAGGAGAUGCUGAACGAUUUCUGGAUGCGUCUGCUGGAGCGCAUGUUCCAGCUCCUGAAUUCCCAGUAUCUCAUCACUGAAGACUAUCUGGAAUGCAUCGGCAAGUACGUGGAAGAGCUUAAGCCUUUUGGAGACGUUCCCAAGAAGCUGAAGUCUCAGGUUACCCGAGCGUUCAUCGCCGCCCGCACCUUCGUCCAGGGCCUCAUGGUUGGACGGGAGGUGGCUAACAGGGUUUCUACGGUCACCAUGAGCUCAGCGUGCGUCAGCGGCUUCACUAAAAUGCUCUACUGCUCGUACUGUCAGGGUCUGUUCACGCUGAAGCCCUGCAACAACUACUGUCUGAAUGUGAUGAAGGGCUGCCUGGCCAAUCAGGCCGACCUGGACCCAGAGUGGAGCAAAUACAUCGAUGCCAUGCUCCUCGUGACGGAGCGUCUGGAGGGACCCUUCAACAUCGAGUCGGUCAUGGAGCCCAUCGAUGUGAAGAUCUCUGAAGCCAUCAUGAACAUGCAGGAGAACAGCAUGCAGCUCUCCUAUCAAGUUUUCCAAGGUUGUGGACAGCCGAAGCCUUCAGGAAUGAGCAGGUCGGCCCGCGGCGUCUUCAGUCCCUACAGCCCCGAGGAGCUUCCGACCGCCGCGGCCGCCACUCGCCUCGACCGCCUGGUGACUGAUGUCAAGGAGAAGCUGAAGAAGUUCAGGAAGUUCUGGUCUUCACUUCCUGAGGCCUUCUGUCAGGAGGAGCAUGUGGCGGCUGCAGAAAGCACCGAGGACGACUGCUGGAACGGACACGAGAAGGGCAGAUACGUCCCUGAGGUUUUGAAAGAUGGCCUGACCAAUCAAGUGAAUAACCCAGAGGUGGGCGUGGACAUUUCCAGACCGGACACUCUGAUUCGACAGCAGAUCAUGGCUCUCAAGGUGAUGAGCACCAAACUCAAGAACGCUUACGAUGGCAAUGACAUCUACUUUCAGGACUCCAAUGAUGACAGCAGUGCUUCUGGCAGCGGCAGCGGCUGCACGGAGACGUGUGUCACUGAAUCAGACUCCUUCAUCACUGACGCUCCUGUUCAGGAAGCAGAGAAAACAGAUGAAACAUCUUCUGCUUCCAUCAUCCAGCCCAACCUACUGCUGCUGGUCCUGAGCGCGCUGGCCUUGAGAGAGCACUGGAGAUAGUGACCGCUGAGCUCCACACAGACUGGUGUGUUUUAUAUCAGACGGGACACUGAUCUCAGCCGUCUGAAGACUUGAGGCCACUCUUCCCGAUUCAGCAGGUGUUGCAUGAUGGAAGUUCUUCAAAAGGGCCGUAAGCAUCACACAUCUGAUAUAUGAAAGAUGUCAAGGGGUUUUUGUUGUUGUUAUAUUUCCAGUAUAGUAUAUUAAAGGAAUAGUUUACCUAAAAAUAUACAUUUGCUGAAUAUGUGCUCACCGUUAGCGCCUUCCAAGAUAAGGAUGAGUUUGUUUCUUCAUCAGAUUUGGAGAAAUGUAGCAUUGCAUCAGUGUCUCAUCAGUGGAUGCUCUGCAGUGAAUGGGUGCCGUCAGAAUGAGAGUCUGAUAAAAACAUCACAAUAAUCCACAGCACUCCAGUCCAUCAGUUAAUGUCUUGAGAAGACAAAAGAUGAGACAAAUCCAGCAUUAAGAUGUUUUCUAAAAUAAUAACAUCUCCAUAAUAACGCUUCCUCCAGUGAAAACGUCCAUCUCCUGUUGUGGCUCACAUCAAAACCUAGCCACAGAUUUGAUUAGAGAUGUUUGGGCUUGUAAAGAGUGCUUGAUCUGUGCAGAUUUCUCUCCUGAUUCAGACCACUUUUUCUCCAGGUGAAAUGUUUUAUAAUGGAGUAUGGAUUUGUAUUUUAGCUGGAAGCAUUGGUUUGAAGUUUCUUUUGUCGUCUCCAGAUGUUAACUGAUGAACUGGAGCGGUGUGGAUUAUUGUGAUGUUUUUAUCAGCUGUUUGGACUCUCAUUCUGACGGCACCCAUUCACUGCAGAGCAUCCAUUGAUCAGACACUGAUGCAAUGCUACUGUACUUUUCUCCAAAACUGAUGAAUAAACAAUCCCAUCUGCAGAUUGUAUUGCAUGGCCCGAGGGUGAGAACAUUUUCAGCAAAUUUUCAUUUUUAACCUGAACGAUUCCUUUAAAGUGAUUGUUCACCCAACCCCAACCUUCAUGCUUUUUUUAAUUUGGAGAUUAAAAGUUUUUGUGUAAAAAGGAAAAUGCAUUUUAGUUCUUAAACUAUUCAUAUUUUGUCAUAUUUUGUGUGUCCGCUGAGACCAGUAGCAUUUAUACAGGGAGAGUAAAUAAUGAACUAUCCCUUUAACUGCAACACAUUUAUCUUCUAUAUUUUGAAGAUUAUUAAAGGUCUUCUUAUGUAUUCUUCUCACACAGAUUUUUUACAUUUUCAUGCAGGUAUAGCUUUCAUGAACGUGGAAGAGAAUAUCUAGAUGAAUUUAAAACGAUUAUUUGAACAGGAUCUGAGAAAUGAGGGAAAAUAAAUCAGUCUGCAUUACAGCGUUUAGCUCUCAUGCACAUAUUAUGUCCUUUUUGCAUAUAAUAUUAACUCAUUAGUUCAGCGUUUCUAUUAUGCAACUCUAGCAGUCUUCAUUAAACAGUAUUCUGAUAUAACACGCUGCCAUUUUAAUGUUUGGGGUCAGUAUAUAUAUAUAUAUUUUUUAAAUAAUACUUUUGUUCAUCAAGGAUGCAUUAAAUUGAUCAAAAGUGACAGUAAAGACAUUUAUAAUGUUACAACAGAUUUUUAUUUAAAAAAAUUUAAAUGCAUCACUGUUUCCACAAAAAUAUUGGCCAGCACAAUUAUUGAAAUGUUUCUUGUGCAGUAAAUCAUCAUAUUUUCAUGAUUUCUGAAGAUCAUGUGACACUGAAAACUGGAGGAAUGAUGCUGAAAAUACAGCGGAGCAUCACAGAAAUACAUUAUAGUUUAACAGACACUCGUGUAGAAAACAGCUAUUUUAAUUAAUAAUAUUAUUUCACAAUUUUUACUGUAUUUUUGAUCAAAUAACUUCAGCCUUGCUGAAGCUGAAGAGACUUCUUUCAAAAGCAUAUUACAGACUCUAAACUAUUGAAUGGCAGUGAAUGCGACUGAAAUGUCAUUUGCAGUAUUCUUGUUUUUUUUUUGUUUUUUUUGGUGAAAUCUAAUUCCAAGUUUCAUCCCUUUAAAGUGUUCGGAGACUCUUAUCUUGUGCCCCUGUGUAUGAGAAAUCAUUUGCACAGUUCACGUUUAGUUUGCACAAGUGCUUAUGCCGUUUCUGGGGAUAUCUUUGUGUGUAUGUGUGGAUGAUUACACACAUAACAGUAAUACCAUUCCAUGGAAAGAGUUAUAGAUUUGUGAGACUUUAAAUGUAUGUUUUUAAUCAUGUUUUCUACUUUAAUGACCUGGAUGGUAGUGUUUUGAGAAACUACACAUUGCUGGUCAUGAAUCCCUUAUAAAACAUCCGCUUCAUGAAGAUCCAGAUUGAAUUGGUCAGUGGAGAAUUGAGGCUGGCUGAUUUAUUAUGAGUGUUAUUUUUAUAUUUAGAAGAUUUUAAUGUUAUAUGUUUUCUUCAAGGUUUCCUUUGCAUUUGAAUGCUCACCUUCAAUGUGUGUGUUUUUUUUUUUUUUUUUUUUUUUUAAAGCUUUCAGUAUAAAUCUUAUUAAUAUGUACACUUAUGGUGUGAAAAUCAUAUUCUUAAUCAGAAUAUUUGCAACAAAAUAUAUGUUCUUUAAUCAAGAGUAUUUAAUUGAGAAUAAAUAUAUAUGGAGAUUUUAGCCUUUCACAAACAUUCACAAAUAGUUUAUUUUUUAAAAGCAUAUGCCUCACAAAAUUUUGUUAGAUUUUAUGCUUAAAAAAGGGGAAAAUCUUGUUUUAAAGGUAUUUAGAUUUUUUACUAAAAAAAUGCAAACAUUCUGAUCAAGAGUGUGUUUUUCUCAGCAGUUAUUAAUUACAUUUCACAGUGCUUCAUGAGAUCAUUUACUGCUUUUUUCCCAGAUUUUUUAAAGAAUGUAAUGUAAUGCACUUUGAUAUUAAGAUGUGCAAUCUUUGUUUCCGUCAGAGGUUUCCAUAUACUUUGCUACAGGGAAAACAAAGCUGAUUUCUAGCAGUAUUAUAGAAAUAUUCAUUCAACUAUUAAAUCACAUCAGAACGCUUUAAAACCUAUGAAAGAAAUAAGUAAUCGCUUAAAAAAGGGCUAGAUUUUUCAAGCUAUAGUCAUUUUAAAUUCAAUCUUGACUCAAACAGUGUUUUAUUGUGAAAUGCUCAAAUAACGAUAAAAAAAAAAAAUACUGAAGAAAUGUCCUGGAUAUGUUAUAAAAGCAUAUCUGUUUCAUUGUAAAACCGAUAUCUCAUCGUGUUUCUUUACAUUCAUAUCUUGAAUAAAUUCAGAAAGUGCA
This is a messenger RNA of Carassius gibelio (silver crucian carp), 5119 nucleotides long. It is a transcript of the gene gpc6b, whose product is annotated as glypican 6b. Gene Ontology annotation, biological process: regulation of signal transduction; cell migration; regulation of protein localization to membrane. The coding region runs from base 186 to 1919 and encodes 577 amino acids. The record is from RefSeq and is a predicted model, not a curated record. Gene Ontology annotation, cellular component: extracellular region; cell surface; plasma membrane. The transcript is spliced from 9 exons. Lineage: Eukaryota; Metazoa; Chordata; Actinopteri; Cypriniformes; Cyprinidae.